GGCGGGCCUCGCCCCGCAAAGCUACUGGUGCUGAUGUUUGAGAGGGGGCCAGAAUUUAUGGAGCUCUUCGAUGAUCUACUUGAUCCCUCCGUCGGCCGCUUGGAGUUCGACCCGCUGCGGCGGCGCGUCCACGAGGGCCCCCUUGACGAGGCGCAUUGGGCAAGCGCUGCUGUGCUGGACACGCUUGGCAACGCCGCUGACUUUCACAUGCGGCUUGUUGCGAGGUUCCAAGAUUGGCCGUUCAAAGCGUUCUUCCUGAUUCGUCGCGACCCCGACGAGGUUGACGAUGUCCGGAAAGCCAUUGCUACAGAACUUCUCGCAGUGUCUUUGAUCAAGGACCCUUUCGCCAUCAAGCUGAGGAGUACGUUCAACGAUGAAUUGUUCCAUGCCUCGCAGACGGGGCUGUUAGAUGGCCAGCUCUACAAGCUACUCGUUGACGUCUCGGAGCUGUGCCCUAUCGACACUGACGAAAUCGAGGGGAUCAGCGGGAUGAUAAAACACAUGUCGAGAACAAGCCCGAGUAUCCAACUCAAGUUGAUGUCCUCGAGGGUCGUCAUCAAGAAACAGUUGCAACCGAGGGCGUGCUCGAUCGAAGAUCGGAAACGCAUCAUCAGCUGCGCCGUCAGGAACCACCACGCCAUUGCGGACAUCCAGAAGGAGGUUGGGCGGUUCGACCUCGCCCUGGCCGACUGCCCCCCGCUCGGCAGCGCGCCCCCGUUGGCAGAUGCCGACGCGGCUGAGGGGGGCUUCGGCGAGCCGCCCCCGCCCCCGCCUGUGCCGCUGCAGGACCAGGACGUGGGCGAUGAGGAAGAAGCCUGGCGGAAGGAGGCAGAGCGAGAACGAGAGCGCAGGCGCAAAUGCGCAUGUGCGUUGGUGCUGGCGAUCGGACCUGCUCAGCAAAAGGCCAUUGGCGGGGACGCGAUGGUGGAGCCUUCGGUCACUGUUGCUUUCCAGUUUGUCGUAGGUACGCGGAGGCGCGGCCCCAUCAGUGACGACAUGCCGCUCUCGGGAUGUUUCGACUAUGCACAUCAUAGUUGCUGGUUGUUCGUCAUGAAGCGCGGCUACGAUGUGUAUAUCGUGAAGGGCCGUCCGGACUCUCAGUCGCCUCUGAGGCCUUCCACGUUCACCAUCAAGCUGCCUCUGGAAACCCAGUCGUUCAACAGCUUCAUGAACGGCAUCCACGACGAGAUCCUUGCAAAACCAGGAAAUCGCAUUGUGCAAAUCGAGCUGCUGAGACUGAAAUGGAAUCUUCGGCGACUCUGCGAGGCCGAG
Prorocentrum cordatum is the source of this 1272-nucleotide messenger RNA. The record is from the annotation of a GenBank genome assembly. NCBI's taxonomy places the organism in Eukaryota, Dinophyceae, Prorocentrales, Prorocentraceae.